This is a messenger RNA of Rotaria socialis, 399 nucleotides long. Lineage: Eukaryota; Metazoa; Rotifera; Eurotatoria; Philodinida; Philodinidae. The record is from the annotation of a GenBank genome assembly.
AUGACAUUAAAAAUCUGGAGUAUGUCAAAAGAAACACUUGUUCAUAAUUUCCAAGCACAUAAUAAAGAAAUUUAUACAAUUAAAUGGAGUCCAACUGGUUCAGGAACAACGAAUCCAAAUGCAACAUUACUUUUAGCAAGUGCAUCAUUUGAUUCAACUGUACGUUUAUGGGAUGUUGAACGCGGUGUUUCUCAAAAUAUACUUGUAAAACAUUCGGAACCUGUUUAUUCAGUUGCUUUCAGUCCAGAUAGUCGCUUAUUAGCAACUGGUUCAUUUGAUAAAGCAAUUUAUAUUUGGGAUAUUGCACGAGGAAGAAUUGUUCAUGGUUAUCGAGGUACUCGUGUUGGUGCAAGUGCUUCCGACGGAACAAUCAAUGUUCUAGCACGUAAAAACAACUAA